CUACUAUAUAUAAUAUUGAACAUAGGACUAAGCUUACAUCCAUAUGCCCCUCACACUUCAUUACUUCUAUAAGUUCCUUAUCUUUGUCUAGUCCACUCUCUUCAACGGAUUAAUGACCAGACUCAAUACAUUCUCACUCUUCAUCUUCAUCUGCAUCACUCAUUUCUUCACCGGCAAUGGUGAACAAGUUUCUCAUAGAGAAACACUCGAGAUAGUCAUUGGUGGUGGUGGUGCAUUACCAUCCCCACCACCGGAAGAUGAAUGUUGCCCCCCUCCACUUCCCCCUCCUUGCCCACCUCCCCCUCCCCCACCCUGCCCUGAACCAAUGCCGCCACCACCACCACCACCAUCCCCACCACCACCACCACCACCAUCCCCACCACCACCACAACCACCAUCCCCACCACCACCACCACCACCAUCCCCACCACCACCAUCCCCACCACCACCACCACCACCAUCCCCACCACCACCAAAAAAACCACGCUCACCACCAAGAAAUCCACCACCAAGAAAUCCACCACCAAGAAAGCCACCACCAUCAGAUGGAUUCGAGAGCCAACGACUGAAGCUAGUAUACCCAGUAAUUCGAGAAUUCAAAAAAUUAAUUGUAGACGAUCCCCUCGGAAUUACAAAUACAUGGAAGGGCAAAAAGAUUUGCCGAGAUUAUAAAGGAUUCAAGUGCGACAUCCGCCCGGAUAUCAAAAAAUUGGCCCUCGCGGGCGUCAAGUUUAACAACUUUAAUUUCGGUGGCCCCAACCUAACCCUCACCCGCUUCCUCUCCCGCUUGCCGGACCUCGUUUUCUUCCAUGCAAACUCAAACAACUUCACCGGCUCCAUACCCACCAAUCUCGACAAAUUAAAAUACUUCUACGAGCUCGACCUCAGUAACAACAAAUUCUCCGGCAAAUUCCCCAACGAAGUCCUCAAAGCCAACAAGUUACUCUUCCUUGACCUCCGGUUCAACGCCUUCGAAGGCACAGUUAAUCCUGAAGUCUUCAAUCUCAACCUCGAUCUCCUCUUCAUCAACAACAAUAAUUUCAUCCAAACCCUCCCCAACAAUCUUGGUAAAACGACGGCGCUUUACCUAACCCUAGCUAACAAUAAGUUUGUUGGUGGGAUUCCUCCAAGCAUUGGUCAAGCUUCCAAUACUCUACUCGAGGUUCUUUUCUUAAACAACCAGUUAACCGGUUGUUUACCGUAUCAGAUCGGGCUUUUGAAGAAAGCAACUGUGUUCGACGUUGGAUUUAAUAUGUUGCAUGGCCCGAUCCCUCACUCGUUUCAGUGUUUAGAGAAAAUGGAGCUUCUGAACUUGGCAGGCAAUAAGUUCAAUGGUGUGGUGCCUGAGGAGGUGUGCAGCCUGCCGAAUCUGUCGAAUUUUACGCUUUCGUAUAAUUAUUUCACUCAGGUUGGUCCACAGUGUCGGAAGCUGAUUAAGAAAGGGGUUCUAGACGUGAGGAUGAACUGCAUUUUGGAUCUUCGGAACCAAAGAACUGCGGCCGAGUGUGCUAGUUUCUUCACCAAACCUCAUUCUUGUCCAAACGAAAGAUCUCUUAAUUACGUACCGUGCAAAGGAGGGCUUUCUGGUGCUCAGAUAAUGUCUUCGGAUAUUCAAUCGCCAGCGUCGGCACCCGAGCUGGCGCAGGCUCCACGAAGGGGAACUUACGGAGCUCUUUCGCCGCAUUAACUCAUCUUGUGGCGACCACCGUAUAGUUAGGUGUAAAGCGGUCAAAGUGAAAGCCUGUUUUUUUUUUUUUUUUUUUUUUUUUAUUUUAAGUACGUGAAAAUAAUUGGCCUUGUUCAUGUAGUCUCGGAAUUAAUUGUUGUUUCUUUCAAAUUAUAUACAUGUGAAUUUUUUGUA
This is a messenger RNA of Helianthus annuus (common sunflower), 1861 nucleotides long. RefSeq lists its product as uncharacterized. Lineage: Eukaryota; Viridiplantae; Streptophyta; Magnoliopsida; Asterales; Asteraceae. The record is from RefSeq and is a predicted model, not a curated record. Gene Ontology annotation, molecular function: protein binding. The transcript has a single exon. Bases 113 to 1687 code for a protein of 524 amino acids.